UUCGUUUCCAUACCUCUGAAGUGUCCAACGGUUGAGAAUUUCUUUACCCAGCUGAAGAAUGGCGGAUGCAAAGAAGGAAAAUGAGCCCGCAGCUAAAAAGCUGCCGGCAGUACCAGAGUCGGUUCUUAAAAGAAGGAAAACUCGUGAAGCAGUACGAGCUGCACGUCUACAAAUAUCGAUUAAGCAACGUGCAAAUCGUUACAAGAAAAGGAAAUUAAUCUUCAAAAAAGCUGAGAAGUAUGUAAAAGAAUAUAGAACAAAGGAAAGAGACGAAAUCAGAUUAAUGAGACAAGCUAAAAAUCGUGGUAACUAUUACAUCCCAGGAGAAGCACGUCUUGCAUUUGUUAUUCGUAUACGAGGUGUGAAUCAAGUUGCUCCUAAAGUACGUAAGGUACUUCAAUUGUUCCGUCUUAAGCAAAUCAAUAAUGGUAUAUUUGUGAAACUGAAUAAAGCAACAAUCAAUAUGCUUCGUAUUGUUGAACCUUAUAUUACAUGGGGAUAUCCUAAUUUAAAAUCAGUCAGGGAGUUAAUCUAUAAAAGAGGAUUUGCCAAAAUAAAUAGACAACGUAUCCCUAUCACAAGCAAUUCAAUUAUUGAGAAGAAACUUGGACGUGCUGGUAUUAUUUGUAUGGAAGACUUAAUACAUGAAAUAUUCACUGUUGGACCAAAGUUCAAGUUUGCAAGUAAUUUCCUGUGGCCAUUCAAGCUCAAUACACCUAAUGGUGGAUGGCGUAAGAAGACUAACCAUUAUGUUGAAGGUGGUGAUUUUGGUAAUCGUGAAGACAAAAUCAAUGAACUUCUCAGGAGAAUGGUUUAACUUUAUAAUAAUCUUGAUA
Messenger RNA from Eufriesea mexicana, 836 nucleotides. RefSeq names its product ribosomal protein L7 (gene RpL7). The record is from RefSeq and is a predicted model, not a curated record. The transcript is spliced from 6 exons. Gene Ontology annotation, molecular function: RNA binding; structural constituent of ribosome. Gene Ontology annotation, biological process: maturation of LSU-rRNA from tricistronic rRNA transcript (SSU-rRNA, 5.8S rRNA, LSU-rRNA). Gene Ontology annotation, cellular component: cytosolic large ribosomal subunit. Lineage: Eukaryota; Metazoa; Arthropoda; Insecta; Hymenoptera; Apidae. The coding region runs from base 59 to 817 and encodes 252 amino acids.